Heterostelium album PN500 is the source of this 201-nucleotide messenger RNA. RefSeq lists its product as uncharacterized. The record is from RefSeq and is a predicted model, not a curated record. The transcript has 2 exons. Lineage: Eukaryota; Evosea; Eumycetozoa; Acytosteliales; Acytosteliaceae. The coding region runs from base 1 to 201 and encodes 66 amino acids.
AUGACUCUAAUUUCAUCAAUUUCAAAACUUGGAUCUUUCAAAGGUCAAUCUUCAAAUAAUCACCAAUUAUUUUCAAAUCAAAUUGGUAGCACUUUAAACCAAUCUAAUAAUGAUGUUGAACUACUUAGAUUGAAGGGCUUAAUUAGAUUAAAUCUUGGAUCUACUUUAAACUCCAAUAUUUAUUUAAAUCUAGAUCUCUAG